Molecule: messenger RNA, 5223 nt
Organism: Dromiciops gliroides (monito del monte)
Lineage: Eukaryota; Metazoa; Chordata; Mammalia; Microbiotheria; Microbiotheriidae
Gene: ZDHHC3
Product: zinc finger DHHC-type palmitoyltransferase 3
Exons: 7
Coding region: 142-1128 (328 amino acids)
Biological process (GO): protein targeting to membrane; peptidyl-L-cysteine S-palmitoylation
Cellular component (GO): endoplasmic reticulum; Golgi apparatus
Molecular function (GO): protein-cysteine S-palmitoyltransferase activity
Source: RefSeq, a predicted model, not a curated record
CCCGGGGGCCGCUCCCCGCUGCGUCAUCAGCGAGCGGCGGCCGCUCCUGCCGCCGCUGCCGCUGCCGCCCGCCUGGGAGCCCGAUGGGCUGCUUCUGCGCCCCGCCCCGGAGUCUGGAUGCAAGUAUGGACAUAAAAGCCUAUGAUGUUUUCUCCAGUCCACCGCUUCCGAGAUAUUGAGAGGAAACCUGAAUACCUCCACCCAGAGAAGUGCAUCCCUCCUCCUCGCCCGGGUUCUCUGGGAACCAUGUGGUUUAUCCGAGAUGGCUGUGGCAUUGCAUGUGCCGUCAUCACCUGGCUCCUGGUCGUCUAUGCAGAUUUCGUGGUCCUCUUUGUCAUGCUGAUUCCAUCAAGAAACUAUAUUUAUAGUGCAAUCAAUGGAGUGGUCUUCAACAGUCUCGCUUUCCUGGCUCUGGCUUCUCACUUCCGGGCUAUGCUGACAGACCCAGGUGCUGUACCCAAAGGAAAUGCCACAAAAGAAUUCAUCGAAAGUUUACAGCUGAAGCCAGGGCAAGUAGUAUAUAAGUGUCCAAAGUGCUGUAGCAUCAAACCGGACAGAGCCCAUCACUGCAGUGUUUGUAAGAGAUGCAUUCGAAAGAUGGAUCACCACUGUCCCUGGGUUAAUAACUGUGUGGGAGAGAAUAACCAGAAGUACUUCGUACUGUUUACAAUGUACAUAGCACUCAUUUCCCUGCAUGCCCUCAUCAUGGUGGGAUUUCAUUUCCUGUAUUGCUUUGAAGAAGACUGGACAGAAUGCAGUUCGUUUGCCCCGCCCACCACAGUGAUCCUCCUCAUCCUGCUAUGUUUCGAAGCCCUCCUUUUUCUCAUCUUCACAUCAGUAAUGUUUGGGACCCAGGUACACUCCAUCUGCACUGAUGAAACGGGCAUUGAGCGGCUUAAGAAUGAAGACCCAACUUGGGAGAGGGUCGGCAGCUGGGAUGGCAUGAAAGCAGCUUUCGGAGGCAAUUUCUCCCUGAACUGGUUUAACCCUUUUAAGAGUGUGGACAGGAAGUCGGACCUGUCCCUUAGAACAUCGACGUCGGGCUCAGGACCAGCCUUGGGAAGCACAGAAGGGUGCACGGAACGGUGCUCGGCAGAGGCGGAUGAGUUUGAGGAAGUAAAGCCAUGAAGAGGUUCAGCCAGUGUUACCCUGAUGCUGGAAGGGCCUGCAGCCCCAGCCAUGCCUCUAGAAAGAAAGCCCAAACCAGGGGAGAAAAGACUUCAGCCUAAGGGAUCCCCCCCCAACUUCCUGCCUGCAAAGACUAUUCCCUUUUUGCCUAUUCCCCCUCCCCUUCUUACACUUGAGAGAAAGACACGGUCUUUCUCUGUGGUUCUCUGAGCACAUGGCCUCGCACUUGGCGCGUGGCAUUUCCCUGUAGUGCCGGACACUGAGCUUCCUUUCUGGCCACCAGCAAAGUAGAUCCUGGAGGCUUACUCCUCUUCCCUUUACUUCUGGGGAACCUGCCCUUCUGAGGGACAAAGUGGGAGCCUGCUCCUGUGACCUUGGAAGUGGCACCCACAAAGACCAGGAAGGAGCCUGACAAGAUAUCGGCGAAGGCCAGAGAGGGAGGGAGCUGUGCAAUCAGGCUCUAAGCCUGAUUGCAGGGCCCUGACUUCUGGAGGCUGGCACUAAGACUAGCUGGUCUGGAGCUGGUAGAAGUUAGAAGUUAGGAAACCAAAGCACUUCCCCAAACGUGGGAGCAUUUCAGGGAACAUCCCCAUUACAGGGGCAGAGAAGGCAGGGUGGGUCAAGAUAGUUUCCUGUCUUGUAUAUUUAUGUACAGCCGCCUGGCUUCCUCUUACCUUGGGCUCAGACUUAGAGAAGUCAACCCAAAGAAGGCCAUGUGCGCAGGGAUCAUUGCCACUACAGAAAGGAACUUUUCCACUAGAGUGCCGGGCCACUGAUUGGCCCAAAGUGCAAUACAUCACUCAAGGGAGUGUCAGGGGUUGUACCACUGAGGUGGCAUAUUUGUUUUCCUGUCUCUGGUGGCAGGAUUAAUUUAAGAGAGGACUCUAAUGAUGAGUUCAACUUGUACAGUACUAAAGAAAUUAAUAUAUGCACAUGUUCACUGGGAGAUGUGGCUCACUUGGGGAGCAUGGUACAGGAAACCAGCCCGCUAUAGGUGAUUUUCAUUGAUUAGGCAGUGGGCUUUGGCUAGCACCAAUAAUAAUGAUAAUAAUAAUAAUAAUAUAAUAAUAACAAUAAGCUUAUGUCCAAUAUAGCCAAGUGCCUUUAUCAAGAUGAGUAAUUUGGAGAUUAUAUUACCUUAUAAAAUAAUGGGUAAGUGUGUGUGUUUGUGUAUUACGUAUAGGAAAAUCCAUUGAAAGGCAAGGGUGUUUUUAAAGCUAAUCUAAGGCCUAAAUGUUUAACCUUUCUGCUAUUGGGUCUUCUAUCAGGGGAGUUUGCUUAAAAUCUCCACAGUAAGGAAAAUUCUCCAAUUCACAUAUGCUAAUAAGGCCACCAGCAGAUUUUAAAGGAAACCUUGAAUGCUGUUCAGGCCUUUGAGAGAGAGAGAGAGAGAAAGAAAAGAAAAGAAAUCUGCCUGCAAAGAAAGUUCCCAGCUAAAGUAGCAAGGUUGGUGUAUUAAAAACAACAAUAACAAAAUGUUUGUUUACAAGAAACUUGUUUCCCUCAUCUAGUUGAUGGAUGGUGCCUUUGAUGUGUCCUUAGCCUCAUCAGAGAGGUGUCCACCUGCUGUUUCGAUGCAAAAGAAAGCACAGGAUUUUCCUUCCAUGUGUCUUGUGGGUGUCUCACACACACGCAUUACCAUUUACUGUAUUUUUAACAUCCCUGGCCACACUGUCUCCUACUCAGUGUGGUCCUAACAACGGGAAUGACUUGUAAAGACGUGGCUUCUAUGGGACCGUUUCCCUGUGAGUUAGGAAGAAAUUCUCUGGCUUUCCAUUCAGUCACACCCUCCCAACUGAAGAACGGUUAAGGGUCUUUCUAGCUUAGUGUUCCUAUCAGGUCCCUUGGUGUGAGGCCACGUCAUUGUCCCCUUUGCCAGUUGUCAUUCAGAAACAUAACUCUUCCCCCUACCCCAACUCCUGUGAUUUAAACCCUUCCCUUUUGCUGACUAAGGCUGCUGGAUUUCAGUCCUGUUUUUCUAGUCCCCAAUUAGAUGAAAUCAGCUGAAAACUAACUCACCCCACCCAGAUUUGUCUCAGCUGGCUUCAGACCUGCCCAGCAGUUUAUACUACUCUCUCUCUAUCCUGGGCUAUGAAAGAAGGUGUGGUUGACCCACUUUUAAUAAAGCAAGAGCAAACUUUUUUUUUUUUUUUUGGGUGAGGCAAUUGGGGUUAAGUGACUUGCCGAGGGUCACACAGCUAGUAAGUGUUAAGUGUCUGAGACCAGAUUUGAACUCAGGUACUCCUGACUCCAGGGCCAGUGCUCUAUCCACUGCGCCAUCUAGCUGCCCCAAGAGCAGACUUUUUUAGAAUGUGGAGGUAGAGCAUUUGGGGGGUGGGGCAAUGAGGGUUAAGUGACUUGCCCAGGGUCACACAGCUAGUGUCAAGUGUCUGAGGCUGGGUUUGAACUCAGGUCCUCCCGAAUCCAAGGCCAGUGCUCUAUCCACUGUGCCACCUAGCUGCCCCCAUGUAGAGCGUUCUUAAGAAAAAGCUGAACUUUUCAUGGAUGGGGAGAGAGGAUAGCAAAACAGCAGCCUUGUCAGAGUGACAUGUUCUCUUCACACAUCCCCAAAAGGAUGAUAAGCAAUGUGGGUGUUGGAAUCUCUUUGUUACCACUAACCAUGACCAGCGCUCGCUCUUACUGAUGUGACCAGCGAAUGUGGGGAAUGAUUACUAAGUAGGUCGAGCUUAUUAGCAACUUCCACCAUAAACGCACAAAACACAAAACUCCAGGAGAAGGCCACUUCCUCCUUUGACCCCUUCUGGUUUUAUGAGGUUUCUGGGCUGGACAUUUGAUUUUCUCAGUAGCAGCUGAGCUUGAGAUGGAUCUUCAGGCCAGUUAGGCUUUCACUUAAGACUGGUUGCUGAACUACAUGUCAUUUAAUGGUUAAGAAGCCAGUGUUAUUGUACUAAAGCAGAAGGUCCUGUCACUUCCUCAGAAGGAACUGUUCUGAGGGUGGGGACCACGGUAUUUGUCUUCCGUUCAACCAAGAGGCAGCUCAAACUUACAGUACAGGGAGUUCUAUACCAAAGAGCCAGCCUAUCUCUAUGGAAGUAUUGUGGUUCUUCAUACGGUCUUUAGGGACUGAGGUAAAGAAGUUAAGGUAGAAGGAAGAACCUAAAAGUCUGAGCUCCCGAACUUAUCCAGGAGGCCAGGCUAGGACGCUCGGCGCAACAGCCUCUCAAAAAAAGAAAAGAAAAAAAAAAGAGCAGUCCACCCAUCAGAAGUGCCUUAACCUAUUUGUUCUACCUCUCUGCCCAACAAGGGGUGUACACCAAAGGGAAAAGAUUUUCUUUGGACCUAAAGCCAGGUCCAGAUUUGGGGCUUACACUUAAGAAGGCAGCUAGGGUCUUGUUCACUGUCUUACCUGUCCAUAGCAAGAGCUGAACGAUUCUCAAUCCUCUCUUCUGCAGACCAGAAACAGCAAUCUCAGUCCUCUUCCUAGCACCCAGUCUGUAGCACAGAUACUGCUGAACUGUCCCAUCUGACUCCCUCAUGCUCAGGCCUGAUGCAGAAGUGUUGCUCUGGCCACGGUGAAAUGAACCAAAGCCAUUGUGGACACAGCAGCCCAUAGGGUUGCAAUUGAUCCCCAUCUCCUUGGCCGCGACUCAAAGCUCAGUCAGUCUUCAGGAGUUUGCAAAUCGUACUCAACAGUCAGAGAAGUGAUGAGAUGCAUUCUACUGCUAGAGAAUGUUGGGCUCAAGUAUUUGCCUUUGGGUGUAAAAGGGAAACCCCUUAGCUUGCAGUUUGGGCCUCCAAAUUGGCCCCGGGGGCAUGUUCUCUUGUAUGCUCUUCUGGAAGCUGUGGCCUCUCUCACUUCCCUGACUUCUGUGUGCCUCUCUAAGGCCCCCAGUGGGGACUGUGCUACCUGAGAUGGCCUGUGUGGCCUGGGGGAAUGGGGGGGGUUUAGGGGUUUGUUGUGGUUGUUGUUCUUUUGUUUCAGGGGUGGAAGGUGAAAGGGUGUCAUGCACAUCCAGAACCCACAGUUGCUGCUCCUCAGUUCCAGCCUCCAAACGUUUUCUUGUGCUCUUGAUGUCUGUGAUGUUUGGUGUCUUGGAGAGUUCUUUUACUGACUAAAACAUGGCAUUUCUCUCA